CCUAAUCAUUUCUUUUGGUUGUUGAACUAAACAAAUACUUUUUUGCACCACACGUGUAUAAUUUUGACAAUUUUCUGAAUAUUUGUCAAUUUUUUAGCCAAACUUAAAGAUUUGAACAUGGGUUUUGCUAACGUAUGGUACUCUCACCCAAGACGUUAUGGUCAAGGAUCCCGUUACUGUCGAGCAUGUACCAACAAACAUGGUCUCAUAAGGAAAUACGGGAUUAACCUAUGCCGUCAAUGUUUCCGUGAAUAUGCUAAUGAUAUUGGAUUCAAAAAAAUGGACUAAGAACAGUUUUCAAAAUGCUUGACUAAGUUUAACAUCAAUACAUUUUGUAUUAUGAUCUUUUGAUUUUUGUCUAUACUAUUUAAGUAAAUAAAAAUAAAAUAAAGAAAUUGUA
Messenger RNA from Daktulosphaira vitifoliae (grape phylloxera), 400 nucleotides. RefSeq names its product 40S ribosomal protein S29 (gene RpS29). Gene Ontology annotation, molecular function: zinc ion binding; structural constituent of ribosome. Lineage: Eukaryota; Metazoa; Arthropoda; Insecta; Hemiptera; Phylloxeridae. Bases 118 to 288 code for a protein of 56 amino acids. The transcript has 3 exons. Gene Ontology annotation, biological process: translation. The record is from RefSeq and is a predicted model, not a curated record. Gene Ontology annotation, cellular component: cytosolic small ribosomal subunit; ribosome.